ACUUUGGUUGUAGUUUUGGAGUGGGCGGAGAUCUUACUCUCCACUUUUACCCAAUAAGCGGAAAACCUGUUAGUGAUGGAAAGUCGGCGGCAGAAGAGCAGUGAUAACCUGGAAGUCAAUUAGUGGAGACCUUUCACCGGUGAGCAGCUACACGCAGCACAAGAUUAAAGAUGGAGUGGCGCCAGCAGACCAGUGUCAGCUGUGCAGACGCGUUCAACGAGGCUCAACGCUGGAUCGAGGAGGUGACUGGAAAAUUGUUUGGUUGCAAUGAUUUCCGUGCUGCCUUGGAAAAUGGGGUCCUGCUUUGCGACCUUAUCAACCAGUUGAAACCUGGCAUCAUUAAGAGAGUAAACAGGCUUUCUACUCCCAUCGCUGGCCUGGAUAAUGUGAAUGUAUUCCUGAAAGCCUGUGGGAAACUGGGACUGAAUGAGUCACAGCUGUUUCAUCCAGGAGACCUGCAGGACCUGUCUACUCGUGUAACACUCAGGCGAGAUGAAAGCAACAGAAGACUCAAAAAUGUUCUGAUCACCAUCUACUGGUUGGGUCGCAAAGCUCACCUAGAUGCUUUCUACAGUGGUCCUCAGCUUAACUUCAAGGCCUUUGAGGGGCUGUUAGGUUUGGCCUUGUCCAAAGCUCUAGAUGAGGGCAGUAAUGUGUUUGUGAAGGACAGCGGGGACAGAGAGUGCUGGUACCCAGAGAGGGAGGAACGUCAGCGCAUGAGACUGAGCUAUAAGAGAGAGAACUCUGUGGACAGUGUCGAGUCUCUGGACUCCCGGGCCCUCCGCCAAAACAGUGAAGGUUGUGGAAGUGACGCAGAAGCUGAGCAGGUCUUCAGGAUGGAGACCUCACGGACCUCAGUCCAUCAAAACAGAGGCCAUGUACCACCACCACUCCUACGAAGAAAACAAGGACGGGAGGAGAACGGUCCACUCUCCAGAGCAUAUCAAAACCAGGUCAGGCCUGAGAGGCCAGUUCAGGUCAACCCUGGCUGGAUUUGGAGUAAAUCACUCAGUGACAUCCCGAUGGUUUACCCCAUACGUAAAUUUCCUAACGACAAUGGCGUUUAUGAUGUGGGCCAGGACACGAGUAGAGCAAGAGGGUGGAGCCAAGAAAACGCACAGAAGAGCAGUGUGACUGUCAAGGACAGUGAAGCUCAGUGGCAGGAUGACUUGACAAAGUGGAAGAAUCGUCGCAGGAGCACCAAGUCUGACCUCCGCAGGAAGUCGCAGGACAGAGAGCAUGUCAUUAACCAGAUGACCAAUGGUGCUUUGACUAACCUUGAGAAGAAUGACGCUCAAGGUGGACUGCUAAAGAGAGACCAGCAGUCGCCACGCAGGCAUGCCCCCCGUCCUUACUCCACCUCUCCUCCAUCAAAAUCAUCAAGCUCUGAUCUCCGGCCACACACUCGAGCUCUGCUGGCCCGCGGCUACGCCACGGAGACACCUUUCACCCCCACAGCUACACUGAGCCCCCAUAAAGCAGCCCACGCUCAGGGAUCGUCGGUUGGAGCCAUGCCUGCCUCUGAUGGGAAUAUCUUGGGAGAGGAGACCCACUUUGCCUCCUUGGCUUCAGAUGGAGCAGGAGUUACUACACCUUCUCUGCACUGCCCUUUCAGCUCCCAGACCCAAGUCAAAGCCCAGGGCGCCUCAGCUCCUUUCCAGUCCACACCUGAACUGGCCCAGCCAGAACAUGUUUUUACAAACCAAAUCUCCACUCUGGUCACAACCAUACAGCCAAACGAGACCACAAAGUCAACCAGCACCAGGGGUCCUACUACAUCUAUGUCGAGUCACAAGGAACUCCAGUUCUGCAUCGAUCCAAAAGUUCCAACUUUCUGCACUGAUGCAGUUCAUCUGACAGCAGCUGAUGCUCUGGAGGACCUGUCCCACCAAAACCACAAGUCCCAGGAAGAGAGCCAGAAGACAUCUCUGGAACCAGCUCUGGAUCAAGGUAGAGGCCGGCAGGCUGCAGGUGUCUACAAGUACUUGUCCAGAACUGGGUCAUGGUCCGGUUCAGCCAGCCUUCCGCGUGGUUACCGGCGGUCCGAGAGCUCAUCCCGUCUCUCUUCUGCAAUCACAGCUAGACCCUUUGGGACCAAGCAGUCGAGAGGGUUCUCACUGCCAAGACUGCACAACCUAGAUGAUAACCAGGGUCUGCUGUUGAACAGUGAGAAAGAAGUUGUUCUUUCUCCACCCACCAAAUCUUUGCCCAGAACUGCAGCCAGCCAUCUGAGGGGUCAGUACCAGGCUUCAAUCAGACAGAAGAAAACCAACCAGGCAAAGCAGAAUGGUACAGACGAGGGGGAGGAGGGGAAAGGGGCCAGUCUGUCCAGCCAGACCUCCUUCCAGACCAACGGCCACCACCAUCAGCCCCACACCCAGCUCCUGCCGCAGCCUUAUUCAAAUCUACAGUCCCACCUCCACAACAAAAGCUCCACUCUGCCAUCUACAAAGGUGGAUCACAGUGACAUGAGAGUGAGCCUAGCCCUUAAACCCAACAGUCGACCAGACUUCGGUUUCCAGACUCACUGGGACUCCACGGGGGCGAGAGUAAAAUUCAUUCAACCCGGCAGUCCAGCAGAGCUUUGCCAGCUGUGUGUGGACGAUGAGAUUGUGGCUGUUGAUGGAGUUCCGGUGGCACACAUGAACUACAGCCAGUGGAAGGAUACAAUGACAUAUGCCCUGCAAACCGGCAGCCUGACCAUGGACGUUCGACGCUAUGGCAACAAGGAUUGGAGCACCAGUGAGGGGAGUCAUCACAGCCAGCCGGGCCAGAGCAGGAUGACCAUCAAUCUGACUGCCGCGGCGCCCGUUCUGAUAGGUUGCCCCGGUCACCAUGCCAACAGCACUAGCUCUGCAGACACCACAGUCACGAAAGCAUCGAAAUUCAACAGGCAGGCAGACGAUGUUGUAAAAGGUAAAGUGGUGGAUGGAGGUCUUGCUGACAGCCACAGGACAACCACAAGUAAAGAUUAUAAUAAAAUUAUUAGGAAAAAUCAGAAAAGGAGAGCAGAAUUUUUCAAACAGAAAGGAGGCUCCGAAUCUGCGAUAUCUGAUCUCCAGGUGCCAUCCCUCAGCCCCUCCUCAUCAAGCUGGUCGUGGGACCGCGAGGAGGACCGAAGGCGUCAGGAGAAGUGGCAGGAAGAGCAGGAGCGCCUCCUACAGGAGCAAUACCAGCGGGAUCAGGAGAGGUUGGAGGCAGAGUGGAGGAGGGCACAACAUGAUGCAAUGGGAGACUCGAGCAGGAAGUCAGGGACCUUCGACAUGACCAAUGCCAGCACGCAGCUCCAUGUGAAUGCAUUGUCAAACAAAUCGAGAGAAGAGGAGCAGAGCCCUGACAGAGAUGUGCUGAAAGUAGCAGAAUUAAAACCUCAUACUAAUGCACAAGGAGUGCAGAAUGUCAAGAUUACUGAACAUGACUGGGCUGUGGAAUCUUGUGGCUUUGCUCAGCUGUCUCCUGCACACAGGGCAAAGUCCUUGUCUACCCCGGCAUUAGCCGGCCCCCACAAACAGACAAGAGGUGAUCAGAGGAAAAGAAAAGGACAGUCUUCGUCUAAGGCUGAGCUAGACAGGCAGCAGAUUUUGGAGGAGAUGAAGAAAAGGACUCAGCUCCUGACCGACAACAGCUGGAUACGUCAGCGCAGCAGCAGCUUUUACAAGGAACCGAUCUGUGCCGGGGUUCAGCUGAAGAGGUAUGAGUCUCUGGACGACCUGGAUGCUUUGCGCCAGUCCCCAGUCUCGAUCGCCACAUUCAAUUACCCUCGUCCACACUCGGCUGCCGCGGGUUAUUUUGCCCCGAGCAGGAAGUCGUCCUCCCGCUACAGCACUGGAACAAUAUUACCCCCGAGAAAUGCAUCCAUGGACUCCGCUCACCAUGGCAGUGUGUGGGCUGCCGCCGACAUCUCGCAGGAACUGAGACUGGAGUCCAGGUUCGAAUCCGAAACACGAAGCCCUACUGUGAGCUCUGCUAUUUCCAUCUCAAGUACACUGGUGCCCCUUCCAUGUGACCAGCACGCCGUACUCCAGAUUACAGAGUGAGCGGCUGAAUAACCUGUGAAAACAGUGGAAACAUCGGUCGUGCAGCCAAGCCACGACUUUUGUGUUGGUAAACUGUAAACUCUGAUGUCUAUGAAGGAAAAUCUUGACAAUCCUUGUAUCCACAAGCAAAGAUAUUAGACCAUAAUGGCUGCUUUUUAAUCAAAUACAAUAUGUAGUUUGUCCUUUUUUUUUGCUAAUUUAUUUCCAAGAAAAUUUAGAUUAAUAUAUGAAAUAAAGUAAUGGUGGGAAUUAUUAGUGUUUGAGUAGUGCAUUUAUUUUAAUGUUAGAGUUGCUAUUCUUCAUAUCCUUGUAAUAUUUGUUUGAUCUUUGCCCAAUAGUCCAUUAAAGACAUCAGAUAUUUCUUGUUAAUGUAACCCCUGUAUGGAGGCACAUCUUCAUUUGUACUGAAGCACUCUCUGUUCAAAUCUCACCAAGUGCACUUUGGGGUGUGUGUGUAUAAUGCAUGUAUUUGUCACAUGAAAAUGGGCGUUUUAACAGAAAUGUUUUUGUAAAUAAAGUGCACUGAACAUCA
Molecule: messenger RNA, 4569 nt
Organism: Seriola aureovittata
Lineage: Eukaryota; Metazoa; Chordata; Actinopteri; Carangiformes; Carangidae
Product: LIM domain only protein 7-like
Exons: 30
Coding region: 171-4037 (1288 amino acids)
Biological process (GO): regulation of signaling; regulation of cell adhesion
Molecular function (GO): protein binding
Source: RefSeq, a predicted model, not a curated record